Messenger RNA from Hevea brasiliensis (rubber tree), 1688 nucleotides. RefSeq names its product BEL1-like homeodomain protein 9. Gene Ontology annotation, biological process: regulation of transcription by RNA polymerase II. The record is from RefSeq and is a predicted model, not a curated record. Lineage: Eukaryota; Viridiplantae; Streptophyta; Magnoliopsida; Malpighiales; Euphorbiaceae. Gene Ontology annotation, molecular function: RNA polymerase II cis-regulatory region sequence-specific DNA binding; DNA-binding transcription factor activity, RNA polymerase II-specific. The coding region runs from base 172 to 1590 and encodes 472 amino acids. The transcript is spliced from 4 exons.
UUACGUCAAGACCCCUCUGGCCUGUCUGCUAACGCACAGCAACCACACUCUCUGCAACUCACAGAAAAAUUUUAAUCAUUAUAUCAUAACCCUGUGUCCUUCAUCAAUCAUCAUCACUUCUCUUCUCUUUCAGUUCCUUCUCUCAACUCAAACCCGAAAAGCUUUCCAUUCAUGGCACAAAACUUUGAACCCUCUCAUAUCCCACAGCAAAACAGAAGAAACAAGCUUCGCUUCACUACUCAAACCAGCCAAGAACAGCAAAACCCACCAACCCUCAUGAGCCCUUCUCCAUCUCCUCCUUUUUCUUCCAUUCAAAACCCUAAAGAUGAUCAAUUGAUGAGCUACCACCCCUUAACUAGCCAUCAAGGUUUAUCUUUGUCUCUGUCAUUUCAACUCGACAGCCAAAGAUGUAAUGCUGUUUCAGUUUUUGGAGAUUUCUUGAAGCAUAAUGGUGAAAUCAGAAGUUCAUUCCCUCUUGGCCCAUUUACAGGCUAUGCAUCAAUCUUGAAAGGUUCAAGGUUCUUGAAACCUGCACAACAGAUUUUGGACGAUCUUUUUGGUACUGUAAAUUAUGAAGUUCUGAACCUCUCUUUGGAUUUCUUGAACGAAAGCGAAGGUAUUAUGAGAGAAAGUGUUCCUUUUAGUGAUCAAGUAGAGCAUCGAUGGAAGAAUUCAAAGUUGAUGUUGAUGCUAGAUGAGGUGUACAGAAGAUACAAGCUCUAUUGCCAGCAAAUGCAAUCAGCUGUUGCUUCAUUUGAAACUGUUGCUGGCCUUGGAAAUGCAGCUCCUUACAUUUGUUAUGCUAUCAAAACUGUUUCAAAGCAUUUCACUUGCUUGAAGAAUGCACUUCUGGACCAAAUUCACUUCACAGGCAAAACUUCUGAUGAUGGUCGUGGUGAAAGAAUUCCAAGAUUUUUGGCAGCGGAUGAGCAAAACCAAAAUCCAAGUCUCAACAUCAGUUUUCUUCAACAUCCUGUUUGGAGAUCUCAAAGAGGACUACCAGAUCAUGCAGUAGCUGUCCUUAAGACAUGGUUAUUCGAACACUUCCUGCAUCCCUAUCCUAGUGACUCAGAAAAGCAAAUUCUAGCUCAACAAACAGGUCUAUCAAGGACUCAGGUUUCUAAUUGGUUUAUCAAUGCAAGAGUUAGACUUUGGAAACCAAUGGUGGAAGAAGUAUACAAGCUUGCAUCUCAGCAAGCUCAAGUACCAUUAGAAGCAGCUAACCACAAUACCUGUUUACUGCCUGAUUUCCCUGUGGAGAAACUGUCCCAAACCGCUCAGCCUCAGAACGCUGAGAAUAUUCAUAUCCAAACGAAACGUUCUAGAAAUGAAUUAGCUGAUAUAUCUAUGCAGAGACAAGAACAGAAGCAUGCAUCUUUUAACAAUUCUUCAAGCCAUUACCAAACUGCUAUCAGUGGAAGCAAUGGAGUUUCUUUGGCAUUAGGACUUCAUCAGAACAUUGGGAUUGAUUUGUCGCGGCCACUUCCCAUGAACAUAGCUCACCAUGUCAACUUGGAAAUGAUUAGUAUGAUGGAUUCAGCAUCGGCUGCAAGUUUUCAAGCACAAAACCAGCAUUUUGGGAACCAGUAGAGGGGGAAGGUUCCACAAAAUUUGCCGGCUGUAGUUUGAUUUGUUGUGCUUCAAUUAUAGAACAAUUUUUAGAUUUUAAUGCAACUUCAAUUUGGCAA